Colletotrichum destructivum is the source of this 2587-nucleotide messenger RNA. RefSeq names its product Putative glycosyl hydrolase, family 13, catalytic domain, alpha-amylase, thermostable. Gene Ontology annotation, molecular function: calcium ion binding; hydrolase activity, hydrolyzing O-glycosyl compounds. Bases 348 to 1880 code for a protein of 510 amino acids. Gene Ontology annotation, biological process: carbohydrate metabolic process. The transcript is spliced from 2 exons. The record is from RefSeq and is a predicted model, not a curated record. NCBI's taxonomy places the organism in Eukaryota, Fungi, Ascomycota, Sordariomycetes, Glomerellales, Glomerellaceae.
GCCAGGGGCGCGCCAAUGCAGGCACUGGCUGGCUGACUGCAUUGACAUAUCCUGCAGCCCGAGUUUUGACGUAUGACGAUAUGUUUAACUCAUAUGGGUUCAUUCAUGGCAUUUCUAGAUGGUGAUAACAUCCCCUUGACCCCGCCUCCCCAGGCCACCUUGAGCAUCACACAUCCUUCUCUUCCAUACUACUACUACUAGGUCUCCUAGGUCUUGCAAUCAUACCCUUUUACCCAGCGUAGAAACGAUACCCAAGUCCCUUUCACACACACACACACACACACACACACACACACACACACACACACACACACUCACACGGAGAAAACAGCAGACCAGUAGCAACCAUGGGAAACGAUGGAGAUGAUCGGGAGCCUACCCGCGAGAAUGAUACCAUGUUCCAGGCCUUCGAGUGGAACGUCCCGGCCGACAAGCAACACUGGAAGCGCCUGACGGGCGCCGUCCCCAAGUUGAAGGCCAUCGGAGUUGACAACAUUUGGCUCCCUCCCGGAUGCAAAGCGCAGUCCGCCGAGGGCAACGGCUACGACAUUUAUGACCUAUACGACCUCGGCGAGUUCGACCAGAAGGGUGGCAAGGCCACGAAAUGGGGCCCCAAAGAGGACCUGGUGGAGCUGUGCAAGGUGGCCAAGGAAAACGGCAUCGGCGUCUACUGGGACGCCGUGCUGAACCACAAGGCGGGCGCCGACAAGACGGAGCGGUGCCGCGUCGUCGAGGUGGACGACAAUGACCGUAACAAGGAGGUCUCGGACCCGUACGAGAUCGAAGGGUGGCUGGGCUUCGACUUCCCCGGCCGCGGGGACAAGUACUCGAGCAUGAAGUGGCACUGGGAGCACUUUGGCGGCACCGACUGGGACCAGGCGAACGAGCGCAAGGCCAUCUUCAAGAUCCUGGGCGACCACAAGGAGUGGUCGCAGUCCGUCGGCGACGAGCAGGGCAACGCCGACUACAUGAUGUUCGCCGACGUUGACUACUCGCACCCGGAGGUCCAGGAGGACGUCAAGAACUGGGCCGUCUGGAUCACCAAGGAGCUCGGCAUCAAGGGCUUCCGCCUCGACGCCGUCCAGCACUUCAGCCAGCGCUUCACCAACGAGCUGAUCGACAACCUGCGCGACGAGUGCGGCAAGGACAUCUUCGUCGUCGGCGAGUUCUGGACCGCCAACACGGAGGAGAUGACCGAGUGGCUCGAGACCAUGGACCAAAAGUUCUCGCUGUACGACGCGCCUCUCGUCUACAACUUCAGCAGCAUCAGCACCACCGAGGGCGGCGACCUGCGCAAGGUCUUUGACGGCACCCUCGUCCAGGCGCACCCCAUCAACGCCGUCACCGUGGUCAUGAACCACGACACACAGCCGGGCCAGACCAUGGACACCAAGAUCGAGGGCUUCUUCAAGCCGCUGGCCUACUCCUUGAUCCUGCUUCGAAAAGAAGGUUACCCGUGCCCCUUCUACGGCGACCUGUACGGCCUGCAGAAGGACUCGGAGCCGCCCUCGUGCGGAGGGCAGCUCGCCGACCUCGUGCUGGCCCGCAAGCUCUACGCCUACGGCUCCCAGGAAGACUACUGGGACGACGCGAACUGCAUCGGCUUCGCCCGGCGCGGGACGUGGGACAAGCCGGACGGCCUCGCGUGCGUCAUGAGCAACGCGGGGCCCGGCGAGAUCCGCAUGGCGGUGGGCAAGGAGCACACGGGCGAGCGCUGGACGGACGUGCUCGGGUGGGAGGAGGGCGAGGUGGUCAUCGACGACGAAGGGUACGGCGUCUUCAAGUGCCCCGGCAUCUCGGUGUCCGUCUGGGUGAACAAGGACGCCGAGGGCCGCGAGAGGUUCCCGACCAAUUUUGACUCGGACAUCUACAAGAAAUGAAGCAGCAGAUGUCUGGGAUCACUGCAAAAUAAUACCAGGGCCCAUGAUCAUCAAGGCGUUUGCUUCGGUACGCUGUGUCGGUUGUACCUUUGUAGAACGUGGUAAUCGGAUAGAAUAAUUACAGCUAAUAGAGAUUUGAGAAGGAGGAAUGUCAUCGUGCCCGGAUCUCGAUGACCACCCAGGCAGACAGAGACGCGAGCGAAAAGGGAAGCUUGUUCUCAUCUCUAGAUGUCACCAGGCGCGAAGCUGCAUGAAAGAAACGAUUAAAACAGCAUGCCGCAUGCUAAGGCAAGAGAGCCAAAGACAAAUACAAUAUCCGUUCCACCAGGGCCCCGUUUGGGUUGGGAUGGGUAGUCGGCCGCUCUCUGGCGAAGUCCCGGGAAACGUAGACCCCAUCCCCGAGGGAAUCGCAUACUGACCUCCGGCGGUACCGGGGUCGGUGGUCUCGGCGUUGGAGCCGGCGGCAGCCGUGGCGGUGACCGUGACAAGUCUGGGUCGCGUACGGCGAGACCUUGGUGUUCAGCUUGAUGCCGCAGAUAGCUUCCGUGUCCAACAUGGAUGGCGGGCUUCGUCUCUCGCAACCCAGGCUCUGCUGCUGAACGGAGGAAUCUGGACCUCACAAAGAUGCUGUGCGGCUGCUCAGGCUUGUUUGUAUCGAUAGCUUCAUAAGUUUACGUGGAUAUCCCAGCUACCGAGCCAAAACAAUC